AUGGAAACCACCAAGCCACGUAACAUAAUCGCCGACGCCCCCUUCGACGAUCCCACCGAUAGCAUUGAUCUGGUGAUCCGCACAGCCGACAACGUUGACUACUUCGUCCUCAGCGGACUGCUAUCGCUGAGAUCCCCAUCAUCCUUCUUUCGUCACGUUCUGCAAGCCAACCAACACACGGAAGAAAGAGAUGGCUUUCCCAUCCUAGAUGUCAAGGAAGAUAGUGAAACGUUUCGGAUGAUCCUCCUGCUCUGCUACCCAUACUCCUCCCCUGAGAUCAAGACCGUCGAGCAGUUUGUGGUGGUAGGGAAAGCGUUGACCAAAUACUGCAUGGAUCAUGCAUGGGAGCGUUUCGUUAAAGUCGUGAUUGCCUCGCCUCUGAUAAGAGAGCAAGCACUGCGGGUUUUUGCUCACGCAGUUGCUAAUGGAUGGAAGGAAUUAGGCGAGGUAGCAGCUAAGAACACGCUUCACGUGUCUCUUGACUUGGAAGUUGAACUGGAGGACCUGAGAUGCAUUGAUGCACUCCAAUACGUUCGUCUCCGAGAUUAUCACAAGAGGUGUGGAAAGGCUGCUCAGGACGUUAUGUCGGUGGAGACAGAUAUAUGCAUGCCGUGGCUGAAAGAGGAAGUAUCUAAAGUCCUCUUCUUGCAUGACACCACGAAGUGUCGAUGGGUAGGAGAGAGCAUUUUUUACGUGCAUGAUUGGUUAUCCGAUUAUCGUGUCGCUCUGAUGGCGGAAGUCCUGGGGCGGCCUUUCCCAGAAAUCGCUCGAAGUGAAGAUAUCAUUGCUCAAGCGGCCGCAAAGAGCAUCUCCGCGUGUGGCCAUGCAGAUUGGACCAAAAUUGCCGGUACCCAGAUCCAUCGAUUUGCAACGCUGGUGGCGGAGGAGAUCGAUAGGUUGAUUUCGCAGGUACCUCUGAACAUUGAUUGGAAAAAGUGA
Desarmillaria tabescens is the source of this 939-nucleotide messenger RNA. RefSeq lists its product as uncharacterized. Bases 1 to 939 code for a protein of 312 amino acids. The transcript has 3 exons. The record is from RefSeq and is a predicted model, not a curated record. Lineage: Eukaryota; Fungi; Basidiomycota; Agaricomycetes; Agaricales; Physalacriaceae.